Molecule: messenger RNA, 933 nt
Organism: Symbiodinium sp. CCMP2456
Lineage: Eukaryota; Dinophyceae; Suessiales; Symbiodiniaceae
Source: the annotation of a GenBank genome assembly
GAUGAGGCAUUCCUUGCCCGGGUGACCAAACUCCUGGAAGAUCUUCCUUUGGAUACGGAAGCGAUGAUCGAGUGCAGCUCACGGCAUCAAAAGUCGAUGUUGCUGGAAGCUGCCAGAGAGCGCGACUACUUCGCCACGGCAUGGCGUUCAGGUGUUCUUGUUGCCAACGAGGGCGAGGAAGCUCGAAGGCUUCGGGCGGCGGUUUCGGAGGUGGGCUGUGGCUUUACAAAGCUGAAAGCACCCAAGCUGCUGGAAUCGUUUGGCCGCUCUCUGACAGAGGAUGCUGGCAUGACAGUGCUGGAGACAGAAGACUGCUUCGAGGGGGACAAAGCCGCAGUCCUCAUGGAUGUGCUCCAAGAUCGAGGCACCCAGGAGGAGUUGGAGCAUGGUGCGGAGGAGCUUCUCUCCAGCCUGGCGGAGAAUGAGAUCAAGUCCUUCGCUUUAGCUGCACAGUCUCAAUUUCGGGCAGCCCUUAUCAAGGUUGCCACUGCGAAAGGCAUGGAGAUCGCCACAGCAGGCGAUGGACACAUCCAGGUUGGCAAGCUGAAGCUCUUCGACGCGAGCGUGCAGGAGACCAUCAAGGCGCUCCAAGAGGGCGACAGCCACAACUUCGGCUUCCUGCCAAAUCUCAAAAAGCAGGUCGUGAGGAGGCGAAGUCAAGAAGAAGGUCUGAUGGUGGACGACACUGAAAACAUGGUGUGCAUCCAGCGGCCAACCAGGUCGCCGAUCUUCGCCGACAAGGCUUCGGCAUUGGAAGAGCUCCGGAAGGUCACCGACGCGGUCUUCAAGAGCUUUGCCACCGGCAGGCUGGCACAUCAGAUCUUCAUGCGGCGUCAAGAUUUGGUGAAGCUCUUCGACGAGGAGCUGGCCGAGCGAAGCGACUUCCGCACCAGCGUCGAUCGAGUGUACGACGAUACCUUGCAGCUUCAACUG